Danio rerio (zebrafish) is the source of this 997-nucleotide messenger RNA. It is a transcript of the gene denr, whose product is annotated as density-regulated protein. Gene Ontology annotation, cellular component: protein-containing complex. Gene Ontology annotation, molecular function: translation initiation factor activity. The record is from RefSeq and is marked validated. Lineage: Eukaryota; Metazoa; Chordata; Actinopteri; Cypriniformes; Danionidae. Gene Ontology annotation, biological process: translational initiation; translation reinitiation.
ACACACACACACACACACACAGAUGUGCUGCUUGUGUGUGUGUGUGUGUGAUGAUGAUGAUGAUGAUGAUGGAGAAACAGCAGUGUACGAUUCAUGAAAUAUGGCUACUACUGAGAACGCAGAGUCAGGUUCGCCAGAAAAUAAAGUGGAUCGAGCCGACCCCGAUGCAAAAUACCCACUGAAAGUGCUCUACUGUGGAGUGUGUUCCCUGCCUGCAGAGUACUGCGAGUACAUGCCUGAGCCGGCCAAAUGCAAACAGUGGCUUGAGAAGAACUUUCCGGAUGUGUUUGCCAAACUGACUCUCGGUACAGCACCCAAACAGGAGAGCAAAGGAGGUGGAGGAGGAGAAGAUGGUGGUGGAGGCAGAGGAAGAGGUGAGGCGCCCCCUGCUGGAGAGGAGGAGGAAAAGAAGAAACAGAAAAGAGGUGGAAGAGGUCAAAUCAAACAGAAAAAGAAGACCGUCCCUCAAAAAGUCACGAUAGCAAAAAUCCCCAGAGCCAAAAAGAAAUACGUGACGAGAGUGUGCGGUCUGGCCACGUUCGACAUCGAGCUGAAAGAAGCGCAGAGGUUUUUUGCUCAGAAAUUCUCCUGCGGCGCCUCCGUGACGGCAGAAGACGAAAUCAUCAUUCAGGGAGACUUUACAGACGAUAUAAUCGACGUCAUCCAGGAGAAGUGGCCCGAGGUGGACGACGACAGCAUCGAUGAUCUGGGAGAGGUCAAGAAGUGAAGCCUGUAUGCACUUUUACUGAGAAACCGAUGCGACGCAACACCGCCAAAUGUACACAUCCACACACACACACACACACACACACACGUCAACAACCCUUUUAUAUCUAUUUUAUUUACUGUAUAGAAUUUCCGUGGACUUGGCCUGAUCCUGGGGGGUUUCAGUUCUCGAUAGCUGCUUUCUCUCGCGGUUGCCAAAGGUCUGGAAUGAUGUGACUUAAAGCAUUUCACUCAUUAAACAGUAGACUAAUAAAUUUGGGUCUCAUUCGAC